Messenger RNA from Alternaria postmessia, 1050 nucleotides. RefSeq lists its product as uncharacterized. NCBI's taxonomy places the organism in Eukaryota, Fungi, Ascomycota, Dothideomycetes, Pleosporales, Pleosporaceae. The coding region runs from base 1 to 1050 and encodes 349 amino acids. Gene Ontology annotation, molecular function: oxidoreductase activity. The record is from RefSeq and is a predicted model, not a curated record. The transcript has 5 exons.
AUGAAAGCAGUCGGAGUUUCGACCUACGGGCCUGUAGAUAAUUUCCAGUCUCGUGACAUUCCCAAGCCCGGAGAGCCAACUGGUAGAGACGUGCUUGUCAAGGAAGCUUGCUCUGUCAACCCGAUAGACACAAAGAUUCGAGGCGGUACCUAUGAUGACGCACCUGAUUAUUACGAACACGCGCCCCAAGGCUUUCACGUUAUUGGAUACGAUGGUGCCGGAACUGUUCUAGAAGUGGGCCCCGACGUCACACGUUUUCAAGUCGGUGACGACAUCUCAUGGGUCGGAGCGACAACUCGUCAGGGUAGUUACGCAGAGUACCAGCUCGUUAGCGAGUUCCUCUGCUGUAAGAAACCGGAGAACCUCGAUUUCGUCGAAGCAGCGAGCUAUGGCUUGACAUUCGGAACAGCCUACCAGUCUUUGAAUCAUCGUCUGGAGAUUAAGCCUAAUGAAGAUGCCGGCAUUCUGAUCAUUAAUGGCGGAGGCGGAGUCGGUAGUGCUGCUAUCCAAUUGGCGCGCAAUGUUCUACACUUACCAGUAGUUAUUGCUACUGCAUCUCGACCCGACACUGCAGCGUCUUGCAAGCGGAUGGGCGCUACCCACGUAGUCAAUCACCGCAACGAUCUUGUCGAGGAGAUCAAAGCCUUGAAACUGGACGUCCCGAUUAAAUAUGCGUACGUGCUGGGACCGACUGAACAAUAUGUCCACGCAAUCGCAAAAAUCUGCGCACCCUUUUCCAAAGUGUGCACUAUCGUACAGGCCGACGUUAGGCUCUAUGGAACCGAAUUCAUGUCCAAGUCAAUGACCUUCUCCUGGGACUGGUUAGGUACAGCAGCGUUCCACCACAGCAAUGUCGAGAGCUAUCACGAGAUUUUCAAAACCCUUGGAAAUCUGAUGAGCGAGGGAAAGCUCUUUCCGACCCUUAAUCAGCGGUACAAACUUACUCUUGAGAACUUGAAGAAGGCCCAUCGGCAAAUCGAGUCCAAGGCCACUAUAGGCAAGAUUGGUCUUGGUGUCGAAGAGCCGGGUGAGGGAACACCUUUUGCUUAA